Colletes gigas is the source of this 644-nucleotide messenger RNA. RefSeq lists its product as uncharacterized. The record is from RefSeq and is a predicted model, not a curated record. The transcript has 3 exons. Lineage: Eukaryota; Metazoa; Arthropoda; Insecta; Hymenoptera; Colletidae. Bases 110 to 640 code for a protein of 176 amino acids.
CGGUUAGCGGCUUCUGAAAAGCAUCGGUUGCGUCGCGAGUCGAAGAGUCGCGUGUGCCACGAGGGAUGCCAUUUCGAGUGCCGUCAGCGUGACCGAUCCUCUGUCGACGAUGACCUCUCGCAGAAUUGUGCCUCGAUCGCUGAUCCUCUGGCUGCUGCUUCUUGCCCCCUGCUGUUCCAUCGGUGAUAAAUUGUCUCCGGAUCAGAAGGCACCUCAGUUUGCUCGGGGUUCCGGUGGACUGAUCCUAAACACGCCGUUCGAGGACAAUAAAGCCAGAAACCGUCCAAUCGGAAGUGCGAACGCGAACGCAAACGCACCGGACGGGGUGCAGAGAGAGGAAACCGAGAUGCUAAAAGAGGUGAACGGCGAGUUGGUACGAACCGUGAAAGGAAGCUUUUCUUACGACAGCCCCGAGGGUCUUCCAAUUUCUGUCAAGUACGAGGCUGACGAGAAUGGAAACAGAGCCAGUUUCAAGUUUGGCACCGGCGGAGGGGCUGGCUCGGGUGGUUCGGGUCGUCCUUCGGGGCCGAAAGGAGGAAACGGUGGUCGUGGAGGCCAAACCGAUCAAGGAUCUAAGGGAAAAGGUGACUCGUAUCUACCGCCGAAAGACGUCGACAGAAGCUAUCUUCCCCCGCAAUAGGACA